Messenger RNA from Trypanosoma theileri, 927 nucleotides. RefSeq lists its product as uncharacterized. The record is from RefSeq and is a predicted model, not a curated record. The transcript has a single exon. Bases 1 to 927 code for a protein of 308 amino acids. NCBI's taxonomy places the organism in Eukaryota, Euglenozoa, Kinetoplastea, Trypanosomatida, Trypanosomatidae.
AUGAUGAUGAUGAUGCGCCGUGUGAUGUGUGUGUUGGCCGUUGUGCUGUGCUGUGCCUGCGGGUAUACCAUGGCGGCUCCCGUUUCUGCUACUACUACUACUGUUAAGGCAGGACAGCCAAAGGCAGUGAUGGCUUAUGAUUGGGGAUGGGAUUCAGCAACUGUUAAACGACAAAAUCGGGAAAGGGAUAUACAGAUUUUGCGAAAGGAGUGUAAGACUAACCCUUCAGCUAAUAUUGAUAAAUUAAAUUGUACGUCAGAGGGAGUAACAAGUACUCCCAGUGAACCAAACUCUGAUGACCAUGUGGAACAACAAGAACAUCAGGAAGAUACUCACAGAAACGGACAAGACCUCGAACAUCAACCACAAGAAUCGGCAACCUUGGAUCAGGAAAGUAGAGGAUCGCAAUUGAGUGCAUCAGAAGAUGAUCGUAUUGCAGAAAAGAAACCAGAUACUGAUGCCGCUACAACGCAAAGCCAAACUCCGGGGACUAAUGGUGCUGCUGAAGGUGAUCGUGGAGCAACGAGCAGCACAUCUGUUAACACUGCAACCGGUGAAGACCAACCUACCCAUAAAUCAUCUCCUCCAGCUGUUAAUUUGACUGGCGUACCAGCCUCACAAGAAACCACUAACAAUAACGAGAGUACAGAUUCCAGUGCUUCUGGCGCAGACAUGGGUGUGAGUGCGGAAACGGAAACAGAAGAAACCAAUUCCACUACUCCGUCAAGCACCGAGAACACAACCACUGAUGCACCAACCACCACUCCAUCUCCUGUUCCUUUACCUAAUGCAGAGAUCAGCAGCAUUGCCUCUAAUAUUCAUAAGAAGAACAAAGCUAAUGUUGACAGCAGUGUCAGUCCUGUGUGGAUGCGUACUGCAGCACCACUACUGAUUGUGGCUGUGUUGUUUUCCGUUGUGGUGUACUGA